This is a messenger RNA of Porites lobata, 369 nucleotides long. NCBI's taxonomy places the organism in Eukaryota, Metazoa, Cnidaria, Anthozoa, Scleractinia, Poritidae. The record is from the annotation of a GenBank genome assembly.
AUGGAAGUUUGCAGUGUUUAUAUAACCCUAAAAAGAAAAUCGAGAAAUCUAGCUACAUCUAGCAGCUCAGAAGAAUCGUCACCUGAAGGAAAAAAGUUGAGACAUUCGUACUCUCCUGACUCGAAGAACUCAGGUGACGAAGACCAAGUAAUGGCGGCUCUGAAUCUCACAGAAGGUGUUACAAAGAAACUGGACCUAAUUUUAGAAAGGCUCAGCAAACUAGACUCGAAGAUGGAGGAAUUGAACAAAACUGUCAAAGGUUUACAAGGCAAAGUUUCCUCUCUCGAAAUAGAUGUUGUUUCAAUUAAAGAUAAGCAGAAGAGUCUGGAUCAAAAAUUCACAAAUGUAGAGAGCAAUUCCAAUUUGUAG